AGCCUACUUGGUUUUUUUCUCAAUAACUUGUUUGUUUUCCUUCAUAAGAAGAUCAAUUCUGAUUGAAAACCAGAAAUGGAUUCGGGACUAAAUCAGCUUCAUUUUGUUUUGUUACCUUUAAUGUCCCCAGGCCAUCUCAUACCAAUGACAGACAUGGCUAAACUGUUAGCCCAACACGGCGUGAUUGCCACCAUCGUCACAACACCUCUCAAUGCCAUCAAAUUCAGUUCCAUGAUCCAAAGAGCAGUUGAAUCUGGUCUUAAAAUCCAAUUUCUAACUCUCAACUUCCCAUAUCUUGAGGCUGGCUUGCCAGAGGGAUGCGAGAACAUGGCCAAACUCCCCGAGCGUAGCCUGAUCAAGAACUUCUUCGCGGCAACUAACAUGCUGCAACAACCAUUUGAAAACUUGCUGCAAACUUUGCAGCCACCAGUGAGUUGCAUUGUGUCUGGUAAGAAUCUCGGAUGGACAGUUGAAACUUGUAGAAAGUUCAAGAUUCCAAGGAUAUUUUUUGAUGGAAUCGGUUGCUUUGCCUUCUCAUGUACAAGCAGGUUGGAAACUUCAAAGGUACAUGAGGGAGUUCCCAAUUCAGAUUCCUUUAUGGUUCCUGGCUUACCUCACAAAGUGGAAUUGACCAAAGCCAAGCUACCCGAGAAUCUCAAUCCGGGCUCAGCAGACUUAACCGAAGCUCGCAAUAAAAUGAGAGCAGCUGAAGCUAUAGCAGAUGGCAUUGUGGUGAAUACUUUUGAAGAGUUGGAAGCAGAAUAUGUCAAAGAGUAUAAGAGAGUGAAGGGAAACAAUGUUUGGUGUAUUGGUCCGGUUUCGGGUUGUCAUAAAUAUGAGUUAGACAAGGUUGAGAGAGGUGAAAUGGCUUCUAUAGAUGUCAACAAGUGCUUGAAAUGGCUGGACUCUUGGGAACCUGGCUCUGUCAUAUAUGCCUGCCUUGGAAGCAUUUGUGGGCUUAAGCCAUGGCAGCUAAAAGAGCUUGGUUUAGGCUUGGAAGCAUCAAAUAGGCCAUUCAUUUGGGUGAUAAGAGGAGGUGAGAAAUCAGAAGGAUUAGAGAAAUGGAUUUCUGAAGAAGGAUUUGAGGAGAGGACAAUGGGGAGAGGACUUGUGAUCCGUGGUUGGGCACCACAGUUACUGAUCUUGUCUCAUCCCGCGAUUGGAGGGUUCUUGACACAUUGUGGUUGGAACUCGACCCUGGAAGGCGCUGGAGCUGGCGUGCCACUGGUGACAUGUCCGUUGUUUGCAGAGCAAUUCUUUAAUGAGAAGUUGGUUGUGGAGGUGAUGGCGAUCGGUGUAAGUGUGGGAGUUGAGGCUGCUGUGACAUGGGGUUUGGAGGAAGAGGCCGGUUUGGUAAUGAAGAGUGAGGAUGUGAAGAAAGCCAUAGACAAGGUAAUGGAUAAAGGAGAUGAAGCAGAGGCAAGAAGAAAGAAAGCGAGAGAGAUUGGGGAAAUGGCAAAAAGAGCAAUAGAAGAAGGUGGAUCUUCUUAUCUGAAUAUGGAAUUGUUAAUCCAAUAUGUAAAGCAACAAUAUUAA
Morus notabilis is the source of this 1536-nucleotide messenger RNA. RefSeq names its product UDP-glycosyltransferase 73C6. The record is from RefSeq and is a predicted model, not a curated record. The coding region runs from base 76 to 1536 and encodes 486 amino acids. Lineage: Eukaryota; Viridiplantae; Streptophyta; Magnoliopsida; Rosales; Moraceae. Gene Ontology annotation, molecular function: UDP-glycosyltransferase activity. The transcript has a single exon.